UCAUCCCGUUCCCUACAGGCCUGGCUGCAGCAAUAUGGCUACCUGCCCCCUGGGGACCUGCGUACCCACACACAGCGCUUACCUCAGUCACUCUCAGCUGCCAUCGCUGCCAUGCAGAGGUUCUACGGUCUGCGAGUGACGGGCAAGAUGGAUACAGACACCAUGAAGGCCAUGAAGCGCCCCCGCUGUGGUGUUCCAGACAAGUUUGGGGCUGAGAUCAAGGCCAACGUUCGAAGGAAGCGCUAUGCCAUCCAGGGCCCCAAAUGGCAGCAUAACGAGAUUACUUUCUGCAUCCAGAAUUACACCCCCAAGGUAGGCGAGUAUCGCACCUAUGAGGCCAUCCGCAAGGCCUUCCGCGUGUGGGAGAGUCACACACCGCUGCGUUUCCGAGAGAUACCCUAUUCCUACAUCGAGAAUGGCCAUGAGCACGCCGACAUCAUGAUCAUGUUUGCUGAGGGCUUCCAUGGCGACAGCACACCCUUCGAUGGCGAGGGUGGCUUCCUCGCACACGCCUACUUCCCAGGCCCCCACAUCGGAGGCGACACCCACUUUGACUCUGCUGAGCCCUGGACUGUCGAAAAUCAGGAUCUGAAUGGGAAUGACAUCUUCCUGGUGGCCGUGCAUGAGCUGGGCCACGCCCUGGGCCUCGAGCAUUCCAGUGACCCCUCGGCCAUCAUGGCGCCCUUUUACCAGUGGAUGGACACAGAGAACUUUGUGCUGCCCGAUGAUGACCGCCGGGGCAUCCAGCAACUUUAUGGGAGUAAGUCAGGCCCCACCAAGAUGCCCCCUCCACCCAGGACCACCUCCAGGCCCUCUGUCCCUGACAAGCCCAAAAACCCCACAUACGGGCCCAACAUCUGUGACGGGAACUUCGACACUGUGGCUGUGCUUCGAGGGGAGAUGUUUGUCUUCAAGGAGCGCUGGUUCUGGCGGGUGAGGAAUAACCAAGUGAUGGAUGGCUACCCAAUGCCCAUCGGCCAGUUCUGGCGGGGCCUGCCUGCAUCCAUCAACACUGCCUACGAGAGGAAGGAUGGCAAGUUUGUCUUCUUCAAAGGAGAUAGGCACUGGGUGUUUGAUGAAGCUUCCCUGGAGCCUGGCUACCCCAAACACAUUAAGGAGCUGGGCCGAGGCCUGCCUACUGACAGGAUUGACGCCGCCAUCUUUUGGAUACCCAAUGGAAAGACCUACUUCUUCCGGGGAAACAAGUACUACCGUUUCAACGAGGAGCUCAGGAUGGUGGAGAACGACUACCCCCAAAACAUCAAGAUCUGGGAAGGAAUUCCUGAGUCUCCCAGAGGGUCAUUCAUGGGCAGUGAUGAAGUCUUCACGUACUUCUACAAGGGGAACAGAUACUGGAAAUUCAACAACCAGAAGCUGAAAGUAGAGCCAGGCUACCCCAAGUCAGCCCUGCGGGACUGGAUGGGCUGCCCUUCGGAGGGCCGGCCAGAUGGGGGGACUGAGGAGGAAACGGAGGUGAUCAUCAUCGAGGUGGACGAGGAAGGCAGUGGGGCAGUGAGCGCAGCCGCUGUGGUGCUGCCUGUACUGCUGCUGCUGCUGGUGCUGGCAGUGGGCCUUGCGGUCUUCUUCUUCAGACGCCACGGGACCCCCAAGCGACUGCUCUAUUGCCAGCGAUCCCUGCUGGACAAGGUCUGACCCCCAUCGCUGCCCACCCACUCCUACCACGUGGACUUUGCCUCUGAAGGCCAGUGGCAGCAGAUGGUGGUGGGUGGGCUGCUCCCACCCGAUCCAAGCUCUCUCCCCACCCCGCCUCCCUUCUCUGUUCCAUGACUGGCCCCUCCCACCUCAAUCCUGGCAUUGCUUCUUCCCUAGAUGGGUCCCCUGGGGGCUGAACUGGGGCCACCCCUUCCAGUCCCUGCCCCUCAAGGGCCCCUGUAGCUUGGUGUAUGUCCAGCCCCAUCUGAAUGUCUUGGCUCUGCACUUGAAGGCAGGACCCUCAGACCUCACUGGUAAAGGUCAAAUGGGGUCAUCUGCUCCUUUUCCAUUCCCUGACAUACCUUUAACCUCUGAACUCUGACCUCAGGAGGCUCUGGGCACUCCAGCCCCGGCAGGCCCCCAGGUGUACCCAGUUAGCAGCCUCCCACCACUCUUUCUGGCUAAAAGGAAUCUAACCUUUUGUCGGGGGAGAACCUGAGAGAAGGUGAAGGGGUGGGGCUGCAUAGCCACCGUAAGACCUAGGGAGGGAAGUUCAGAGAGGGUCAUUCUUUUCCACAAAGAUCUGCCUCUCCCCCUCCUUCUGCCCCCAAGUACUUCAUGGAAGAAGCCUGAGCCAUUAUGGAGUGAACUGAGGCUGCAGAAACCCUUGACAGCCUUACUCUCCCAAAUGUUAGCCUUGGAUGCGGAUGUCAAGUUGGAAGAGCUGAGGCC
Messenger RNA from Myotis davidii, 2385 nucleotides. RefSeq names its product matrix metallopeptidase 14 (gene MMP14). The transcript has 9 exons. Gene Ontology annotation, biological process: extracellular matrix organization; zymogen activation; skeletal system development. Gene Ontology annotation, molecular function: metalloendopeptidase activity; zinc ion binding. Gene Ontology annotation, cellular component: extracellular matrix. The record is from RefSeq and is a predicted model, not a curated record. Bases 112 to 1653 code for a protein of 513 amino acids. Lineage: Eukaryota; Metazoa; Chordata; Mammalia; Chiroptera; Vespertilionidae.